Molecule: messenger RNA, 1998 nt
Organism: Gryllus bimaculatus (two-spotted cricket)
Lineage: Eukaryota; Metazoa; Arthropoda; Insecta; Orthoptera; Gryllidae
Source: the annotation of a GenBank genome assembly
CAGGAGGAGGACGACGCCGAGCGCGAGGCGCGGGAGAGGGAGGAGGACGCGCUGGAGCUGGAGGAGCGCUACGAGAACAUGCUCGAAGGCAUGUCGUGGGCGGAGCGCAUGGACGCGCUGGAGCAGCUGCAGGCGCUGGUGGCGCGCCACCCGGGCCGCGCGCUGGAGCUGCACCAGAAGCUGUCGUCGCCGUCGCGGCGCUUCACGCGCUUCACGCUGCCCGAGGCCCUGCGCCGCUUCCAGGCCAAGCAGGCGCGCGCCAAGCAGAAGCGCGAGCAGCUACGCCAGGCGCGCUCCCAGCGCCUGCGUGAGCUCCUCAAUAAGGUUGAAGAAGUGAAGGCUGCUCAAGCUCAGCUAUUGGAGGACAAACGCGCUCGUUUAGAACAAAAACUGCGCCGCGCCGAAGCUAAUCGCAACCUUCACUUGCGAGGCAUUGUUCGAAAGGCUCAUGAUGAAGAGGAGAAGCUGAAGGAGAUUGCAUUCAUCAAUGAACUGGAGGCCCAAAACAAGCGCCAUGACUUCUUGGCUCUGUGUCAAGAACAACAAGAAAGACUGCAGGGAAUACAGGAAGAACGCCAGCGACGUCUUGAAGAAAAGGCAGCCAAAGAAGCAGCUGCUGAGGAACGACGGAGAGUGUUGGAAGCUGAACGACAGGAACGUCUUGAAAAGAUGCAAGAAUUACGUCGUAAACGAGAGGAACGUGUUGGCCGUAAGCAACAAGAGCGAGAGAAGGAAAGGCAAGAACUUGCUCGUGAGAAAGCACGUGAUCGUGAGGAACGUCUGUCAGCCCUUCAUGCUGCUCAGUUAGCAACCCAGGAAGAAUUACAACGAAAAAUUCAACAGAAGCAGGAAGAUUCAGCUCGUCGUCAUGAAGAAAAUAUUGAACACAUUCGGCAACGAGCACUUGAGUCAAGCAUUAUGCGCUGUGCUACUGAUGACUUGGCUCCUAGACUGGCCCCCUAUGAAACUCUCAAACUUUGUAAAGCCUGCAAUGUUCUGAUUGGCUCGGAAGUGUACCUUAUCAGCCAUUUACGUGGUAAGAAGCACAUGGAGCAAAUUCAGAAGCAACAUGGACCUAACCCCACUCACGAGGAGCUCACUUCCUACAACAUCAAACACAUUGUUGACGCCCCUGCUGACCAGAUUGAUCCUAAAAUUGCCUUGGACAAGGAACGGCAGAAAGCUCUGAAGAAACGCUGCAAGAAAAUAAGACUGCGAAUGGCUGCAAGAGGUCAAGAUUAUGAAUCUCGGCGAGAGGUACCUGCUAAGACUGAGUCUCCCAACCGUGGGCGUUUGUUGAAGUGCUUAAGGGAUGUGGAGAAGCUGCACACCAGCCAGGGCAAGGGUCAGUGGUCCAACAACUCCAUCACGGGAUUGGAGCGAGCACUGGGUGAGAUCAGCAGAAUCCUCUCUAAACAGAAUGCAAUGGAUCAGUUGGCAUUUCAAGCACUUAAUGGUUUUACGGUUCUAUCCAAUAUUUUAAGUUUGGCUCUGGACGUUCCACCAAACAUGGCUCCUUACCUUCCUCAAAAGUGCUUUGUUACAACCUGUAACACUUACAGUCUGGCCUGCAAAGAAAAUACUGCAAACUGCAAAUAUGUUCUCCUUAGCAACAAAAUCAGUACAGUAUUGGACUUGUUGCUUCAUAGGCUUACGACAGAGUACUCCGCGCCCCGCACUAAUAUUCCACUCCAACCCAUGUUGCCGCUCGCUCUCCUUGACCGCCCAAGAAGAAACUACGAAGGCUUGCGCGCUCCUGAAGGGUUGUUUGAGACCUCCCAAAGAGAAGUGGAGGGCAGGGUUACCCGAGCCUUCAAGACCCGCCAGACAUGUGAAGAGGCCCAGGGAGCUUCGGACGUGUUUAGGCAGAGACCAUUCCAUGGCAGAUGGGGUAAAUCAAAGAAGAGGAGCCGGCGGGCAGGUAGAGUGAACUGGCACAGUAAGAUAGAAGUGGAGUUGGUUCGGAACGGAAUUUUCCUUGUAGAGAAAGUUUGCUAG